This is a messenger RNA of Geodia barretti, 519 nucleotides long. The record is from the annotation of a GenBank genome assembly. Lineage: Eukaryota; Metazoa; Porifera; Demospongiae; Tetractinellida; Geodiidae.
AUGCACUCGCGAGAGAAGGAUAGGGUCUUGCGCCAGUUCAGCGACGGUGACCUGGACGUGCUGGUUACCACCGCAGUUGUUGAGGUGGGCAUUGACGUGCCCAAUGCCACGAUCAUGCUUAUCGAGGGGGCGGAGCGUUUCGGGUUGGCCCAGCUGCACCAGUUCAGGGGACGGGUGGGCCGAGGAGAGCACAGGAGCUACUGUUUCCUGCUAUCCUCCGACACCCAGAGCGUGGCGGCAAAGGAACGGCUUUCAGCGCUGGAGCACACGAAUGACGGGUUCGAGCUGGCCGAAAUAGAUCUGCAGCUGCGAGGGCCGGGCGACUUUUUCGGCACCCGCCAGAGCGGGCUGCCCUCACUGAGAAUGGCGCAGUUCUCCGAUCGGGCGCUGCUGGAGUCUGCGCGGGAACUGGCCACGCGAAUCGCUUCCGAGGACCCCAAGCUCGAGGCUCCUGAGCAUUCCGCCCUGGCUGCACAGGUGGCCCGUUUCGUUGAGCGCGCCGCCGCCGUGGCUGAUUGA